UGCUGCUCAAAGGAACCCGUACUCUCUCAAACCGUUCAUCCGUCCUUCUGUUACUAAAUGAUACCAAAACCCUUGUUAACAAUUCAUAACCAAAACGUUUAAUUUUGCGGCGUGAUGAACACAAGUAUGCAAUCUCUAUCUCUAGGCGCUUGCAAAUUCCAAUUCCUGGGUUUUAGCAGUUACCGUAAGCCCAAUUAUUGCUACCCUCGCGUUUCCUGCAGUGGAGAUAGAAAGUUUGAUAGUAAAGUGAAGGGGAAGGAAAAUGUGUGGAGCAUUGAUAACAAUGAAAUGGCAAAGAAGGAGAAGGAAAGAGAGAAGCCGAGGAGAAGGAUGAGAAAAAGAGGUGGUGGAAAGAGGAUCAGGAGAAAUGUUACUAGGAAAAGUAGUAAAGGUGAUAGAGUUAUGAUGUCUGCUGCUAUGUUAAUGGAUGUCCAAACUGUUUUACAGACUCAGGAACCUGUUAUCCUACCUUCGUGGAAUACAUUUGUUAGUAGUGUCAGUGGGAUAUGGAAGGGAGUUGGAGCUGUUUUUUCUCCCAUCACGGCAGAGAUAGAACCUAUUGAGAUUGGCAACAAGAAUGAACACCUCUUUGACUGCUAUACUCUUUCUCGUAUUGAGGUCGAGCCAUCUCCUUCUGUCAGUCAAAGAUCUCUAAUCCGAAGGAAAAUAAAUUGGGUAACAGUGAAUCCACAUGGUGAAGUUCCAGAACUGAAUGGGGGUGACGACAGAAGCUUAGAGAAGCCCACAGAUGCAGCAUCGUCAUUCCAUAUGCUUGAAUCACCUGAUAGAAAAUCAAGAAAUUUGCCAAAGUUUGAAUCUUUUGACUUUGGAAAGACUGAUAUUAUGGAGGAAGACAUUAUGGGAAUGGAACCUGGUCUUGUUUUCUUUGAGGAUGGAUCUUAUUCCAGAGGCCCAGUUGAUAUCCCAGUUGGUGAAUCUGAUGAGUCUAAAUAUUACCUGUCACCAACUUUUAAGUUUGAGCAAUGUCUGGUAAAAGGUUGUCACAAGAGACUCCGCGUGGUGCACACAAUAGAGUUCAGUAAUGGGGGUUCAGACAUCCAAAUAUUGAGGGUUGCUGUAUAUGAAGAGCAGUGGGUUAGUACUGCUAAUCUAGCUGACCAAAGUGACAUGGAGCUGGACGUGAAGCCCUUUUCUCAAAGACGAAGAGUCCAACCAUCAGAGCUGACUGGAUCCUGGAAAGUGUUUGAGAUGAGUGCAACACCUAUCUACAGUGAGGACAACACAAUGGAAGGAAUUGACGGCGUGCCCUACGUUUACCUAUGCACCGAAAACCUGAAGAAGAGAAGCCUUCCAGAAAAUCCAGUAUACUUUGGAGAAGAAGAAAUGUUAGACAUGCAGGAUGCAACUGUUCUUUGGCUGCCAGGAGGCGUUACGAGUUAUGUUGAUGUGAACAAAGAUGGCACAUUAUGUAUAGGAGUCGGGUGGUAUUCAAACGAAGGAGUGAACCUUGUUAUGGAAAGAGAUUAUGAAACGGAUGGCAAACUUAAAGAGGUUCGAUGGAAGUCUGAGAUGAAGAGAAGAUGGUCUAAUCCACCACCCAUGUAAAUUCUCUUUACCCCCUUUUCUUUCUUUUCUUUUUAAUAAGAGUCAUGACCCAGUUUUGAAUCCAUGUUGACAUAAAUGGAAUUCAAGUUCUAUGCAUUCACAUGGUCAGUCUCCCUCAAAAUAAUUGAUUAGUAGUCCAUUUGACAUUUCCAA
Messenger RNA from Lycium ferocissimum, 1719 nucleotides. RefSeq lists its product as uncharacterized. The transcript is spliced from 5 exons. The record is from RefSeq and is a predicted model, not a curated record. Lineage: Eukaryota; Viridiplantae; Streptophyta; Magnoliopsida; Solanales; Solanaceae. Bases 115 to 1566 code for a protein of 483 amino acids.